CAGGUAAGUCGUGCUGCUGCUGCCAGAGACGGUGCUGACCUGUCCCAGCUGUGAUUCCUCUGAUCGUCGUCAGCCGGCUUCUGGUCACACUCGUCCGAUCACUCGCCACUCGACUGAAACCCAGCCACUCGAUGUCCAUCCUCGUCAAGUGGGGACGGGAGAGGCUCCACGUCCCCCUUCCCCCACCACAUACAAAGCUCGCACUCCUCCGUCACUCCCUUGCAGAGUACACACAGCUCCCUGAACAUGCUUUCAAGCUCGUACACGCAGGUGCCGUCAUGAAAGAUGACUCUGCACCAAUCUCCUCAUACUCCAUCCGCCAGAACUCUACCAUCGCCAUCAUCGGUGGCUCUGACCUCCCACCUCACAACCGUCCUUCCGCAAUCCCUAAAAAACAACCAGAGCCAAAAACAGAGCAAGGCACCAUCUCACAGAUACGCUCAGAACUCGACAAAGUUCGCAACACCCUCGUCCCUUCCGUAGAUAUUUUUCUCUUCGCUAUACAAAACGAUGUCAUCGUCUGGCCCCCUCAAAACGGUUCAGCUCCUUCAAACACCGCCCUCGCACCACUCCCUCCUCUCCAGACUCCCACUCUCGAACACACCCGCCUCGCAGAACUCCUCCUCCAGUCUCUCCUCCGUCUCGACGCUAUCACCGCAGACGGUUCCUGGACAGAUGCUAGACUUGAGAGAAAGGGUGCGGUUAAAGAAUGUCGGCAGAGGCCUAGUCCAAUAGAGCUUUACAACAUCCGCAGUUCUAUGCAAUUUUUCGUCCUCAUUACGUCGCAAGACCGCUAUCGAUCUUCUCGAACCAUGGUACUCGCAGGGACCACACCGAUCAGAGCCAAUGGCGCUCGAGACUUGAGUAUGUUCAAUGUUUGCCAAUCAGAGUCUAGAAAUAGCCAAGGGCAUGGCCCAAGCGUGGACAUCGCCUCGGCGCUUCUUGCAUGGGAAAACAACCCUGGGCCUUCUACUGGAUUCUUCAACCAGGCUCAAAAUCCCAUCAUCAGUGGGAGCAAUCUCGUCGAUAUUGGUGGGACCAUGAAUACUACUACUAUUAUCACAAACAUGAACAACCCUACUGGCGCUUUGCCUAAGGAUCAAGCGGGUGUUCCUCGGUUCACCAACGCUCCUGUGGACCUUUUAUCUCCAAAUUUUAUGGGGCGGGACAAAGAGCUCGAACAGCUCAGAAAAUUAUUCGAUGCGAGCGAGCUUAAGGGCGACGUACCUAUUCGAUGUGUCGUCCAUGGAAUGCCUGGACUGGGGAAAACUCAGUUAGCCUUACAGUACUGCAACUCGGAGUAUGUAAAGAAACGUUUCUCACACGUGUUUUGGAUGUCAAGCACCACGACCGACAAGCUUCAAGCUGAAUUUGAGAAACUUUUUGGUGUUGUUUGCCACUCAAAUGGAGGCAAUAUUAAAUCGGAUGACAAGUUUGUAGCUGUACGCCGCUGGCUGGAGCAGUCUGGUCCCGCUAUGUGGCUCAUGGUAUUCGAUAAUGUCGCCAAAGAAACUCUGGAUUUUUAUCGAGAGUAUAUCCCUCGCACCAAUGCGCAGGGGAGGAUUCUGUAUACUACACGCACGUGGGACGUCGCAAAUUUGGUGGUCAAUGCUGCAGGCAAGGUGCAUCACACUAUUGCACUUCGUGUAUUAGAUGCACAAGACGCAGCCAAGCUGUUUCUCGCUGAUGCAACUAUGGACGUAGCGGAUACUUCGGUUGCUGUUAUGGAGACUGCAAAGCAGUUGACGAGUAGUUUAGGACAGUUGCCUCUGGCCAUAGUCCAAGCAGCGUCAUUCAAGAGGAACUCACCACAAAGUAUAGAACAGAUAUUGUCGCUGCUAAAAAUUCCGGCUAGCAAAUUGGCGGCAAGUAUUGUCGUCGAAUGGGAAAACGACCUUAGUGUUUAUGAGCAGAAGUCUGUCUCUGCUGUGUUCAGUAGUCUUUGGGACCGCCUGAACGACAGUGAUCCUGUGGCUGGUCAUUUUCUCAAGCUAUUGUCGUUUUUUGACCCAGAGAGUAUCGAGCUAAAGAUCAUUUCUGAUGGAGCUCAAAAGCUGCUUACUUCCGAAUCACAGCCAGUGAUCGCUGUAUCGUCUACAGGCUUAGGUAACAGACCUGCGCAAACGAAGUUGCGUUUGGUGAACAAGCUGUUGAAGAAACUUCAUGUGAAAGGGAAACAAAGGAUUGUACCCAGCGGUAGCGGGUCAAAUACUACAGAUACCUUGACCCCUCCCAAAAGCUCGAUUACGAGCUCACUUAUCUCGGUGAUGAGUACUCCUACCGAGUUGUGGAAGGCUGUUAAGCUGCUACGGAGCAUGUCGCUGGUUGACCGCCAUGGCUCAGAUGGUGCUGUGUUGCGUAUUCAUGAUUUAGUCAGUUUCAUGACUAGAGAAAUGACGAAAAAAAACGACAACUGGGCCGAGUUAUUUGAUUGCGCCGUCAAGUUUAUUGGCUAUGUUAGGAAUGAUAUCAAGGAUGAUUGGUCACCUUUGUGUUGGUCUGAAUGGGAUAGGAUUGCAUCACAUGUACGUUCACUGGUGCUCUUAGACAACGGACUGCAAGAGAGAAACAUGACAUUAGUACGUGCAGCAACAGGCAUGGCUAGUUACAUGUCAAGCAAGGGCAGGUUUAAUGAAGCAAUGGCAAUGUUUGACCAGAUGAUGAGAAUUCAAGAGAUUCGGCUCGGACAUAAUCAUCCAUCCACAUUGACAACCAUGGAUAGUUUGGCAUCAGUAUAUCUCAGUCAAGGAAAAUAUAACGAGGCUGAGGCAUUAUAUGGGAGAGUCCUGGCUAGUAGAGAGAUGGUUCUUGGUGCUGCACAUCCAUCCACAUUAGCAACUAUGGAUAAAAUAGCAUCAGUGUAUCAUGGGCAAGGAAAAUAUAAUGAGGCUGAGGCAUUAUAUGGGAGAGUCCUGACUAGUAAAGAGAUGGUCCUUGGUGCUGAACAUCCAUCCACAUUGAUAACUGUGAAUAAUUUGGCAUCGGUGUAUCAAUGGCAAGGAAAAUAUGAUGAGGCUGAGGCAUUAUAUGGGAAAGUCCUGGCUAGUAGAGAGAUGGUUCUUGGUGCUGAACAUCCAUACACAUUAACAACUAUGCAUGAUAUAGCAUUAGUGUAUAACAUGCAAGGAAAAUAUAAUGAGGCUGAGGCUUUAUAUGAGAGAGUCCUGGCUAGUAGAGAGAUGGUCCUUGGUGCUGAACAUCUAUACACAUUGGCAACCAUGCAUAAUUUGGCAUUAGUGUAUCUCAACCAAGGAAAAUAUAAUGAGGCUGAGGCAUUAUAUGGGAGAGUCAUGGCUAGUAGAGAGAUGGUCCUUGGUGCUGAAAAUCCUGACACAUUGACAACCAUGACUAAUUUGGCAUCAGUGUAUCACAGGCAAGGAAAAUAUAAUGAGGCUGAGGAAUUAUAUGGGAGAGUCCUGCCUAGUGAAGAGAUGGUCCUUGGUGCUGAACAUCCUGACACAUUGACAACCAUGAAUAAUUUGGCAUCAGUGUAUUGCAGUCAAGGAAAAUAUAAUGAGGCUGAGGCACUAUAUGGGAGAGUCAUGGCUAGUGAAGAGAUGGUCCUUGGUGCUGAACAUCCUUACACAUUGACAACCAUGGGUAACUUGGCAUUAGUGUAUGGCAGGCAAGGAAAAUAUAAUGAGGCUGAGGCAUUAUAUGGGAGAGUCCUGACUAGUAAAGAGAUGGUCCUUGGUGCUGAACAUCCAUCCACAUUGAUAACUGUGAAUAAUUUGGCAUCGGUGUAUCAAUGGCAAGGAAAAUAUGAUAAGGCUGAGGCAUUAUAUGGGAGAGUCCUGGCUAGUAGAGAGAUGGUUCUUGGUGCUGAACAUCCUGACACAUUGGCAACUAUGGGUAACUUGGCAUUAGUGUAUGACAGGCAAGGAAAAUAUAAUGAGGCUGAGGCAUUAUAUUGGAGAGUCCUGGCUAGUGAAGAGAUGGUCCUUGGUACUGAACAUCCUGAGAUGGGCAACCAUGCAUAA
Molecule: messenger RNA, 3980 nt
Organism: Serpula lacrymans var. lacrymans S7.9
Lineage: Eukaryota; Fungi; Basidiomycota; Agaricomycetes; Boletales; Serpulaceae
Exons: 6
Coding region: 132-3980 (1282 amino acids)
Cellular component (GO): kinesin complex
Molecular function (GO): ADP binding; protein-folding chaperone binding
Source: RefSeq, a predicted model, not a curated record